AUGUCCUCCUCACCAGAAGAAAAUCAAACCUCAGCAUUCCGACCAUUUACAAAAGCCGAGCGCAUUCAGCAACUCAAUGAAAUAGACAAGAGCAUUUUACAACUUGUUCAAACUGCUGGACAAACCCUCAAGAUUCUUACCGCAGCACAAGAACCUGGAGAAUCACAAUCCCCACAAGAAAAACGUCAAGCUUUCCAAGAUGCCUCGAACUCUUAUCUAAAAACUUUACAAUCCGUCGAUGUAAGAUUACGAAGACAAAUAUUGGGGUUGGAAGAAGCAGACAUUAUACCCGCAGAAAAGGUGAAGUCGAAGAAUAAGGGUAAAUCAGUACCUGAAGUUGUGGAAAGACGACCAGCAGUUCCAGGAAAUAUGGCAGGCAAUAUGCCAACAGACGAUAUCGUUGUGGAAAGAGGAAUGGGUAAUCUUGAUAUUGGUUUCUUGAAUAGUCGAAGUGGAAGAGUUGGUAGAGAUAUGGAGGCAGAAUUAUGGGCAAAGAGUAGGAAGUUUCUCGAAGAUUUGGAUAAGGGCAAUUACAAUUCACGUCCAUUGACUCAAAUGAGGGACGAGGUUGAGAAAUAA
This is a messenger RNA of Botrytis deweyae, 579 nucleotides long. RefSeq lists its product as uncharacterized. Lineage: Eukaryota; Fungi; Ascomycota; Leotiomycetes; Helotiales; Sclerotiniaceae. The transcript has 2 exons. The record is from RefSeq and is a predicted model, not a curated record. The coding region runs from base 1 to 579 and encodes 192 amino acids. Gene Ontology annotation, cellular component: mediator complex. Gene Ontology annotation, molecular function: transcription coregulator activity. Gene Ontology annotation, biological process: regulation of transcription by RNA polymerase II.